Molecule: messenger RNA, 3298 nt
Organism: Ooceraea biroi (clonal raider ant)
Lineage: Eukaryota; Metazoa; Arthropoda; Insecta; Hymenoptera; Formicidae
Source: RefSeq, a predicted model, not a curated record
GUUAAUUGUAAUUGAUCUCUGUUUCCCUCUACUGCGACUUGGCUCCUCUCCAGAGCUCUCAUGAUAUCAGAUCCCCUCCCCCCUGUCGCAGACUAGCCGAGCUACCGUGAUUAACAUGAGUAACUGAUGGUGCGACUAAUCGCUCAUUAAUUCCGGAUUUAGAAGAGCUACCGCUUUGAUAUCGAGUGUUACCGCUCGCGGAUCUUAUCGCGUAUAUUCGCUCCGUAGAUAUUAAUUGCACGCCACUCCUCACGAUUGCGACGGAUCGUGAGCUGGAGCGUCACAGAAAAUUUUGGCGCCCAACGUGGGCCGCCGCCGUCGAGAAAGAUCGAUAGUCACAGAGAUUAAUCUGGAGAGGAACAAUCGUAGAGAGUGCUAUUGAAUUUCACUUCGUGUUAUUGUCGAUUUCGUUGCCUUUUUUUCGUUGUCUGCUUCAUCCAUUUCGUUUCAGUGUCCCCCUUUGUAAUUUUAUUUGCCGAUUGAUGAGAUUUUGUAGUAUCUUGUGUUUGCUCCUUAGUUUGCGCACUUACCGAGCCGUUACCGAAUUGAAUGGCUCGGAGGGGGCUUGGAAUUUUGGUGCCUCGCGUAUCUACCACAUGCGGUUGUCGACUGACGCGUACUUAGCCUGAUUGACCGCGUUUCUUUUUUUGUGUACGCGACCCGCCAAAGGCCGUAUUGUUAUUCUCGCGCUUCGCGACUCGAUUUCGUUUGCCCCCGAAUUAUUAUUAUCGAAGGAAUUCAGCUAUUAUCGCCGUAGACGCCACGCCGCUCCGAAAAAGGACAAGGGGAAGAAGAAGCGCGCCAGGCCGGAAAUACCGACGCGACCGCUAACGUUACCGCGGCGAGUACGCGCGUUUAAGGUUGACGAUUUGGUGCUUAAACGGCAGCGUGUGUUGUCGUCGGCGGCACAGAAUUUCGCAGCGAAACUGGCACCGAAGUUCCAGGGCCCCUUCCGGGAUCUCGCCCGUUAUUUACAAAUUAGAAGGCUUGGGAGAGUCAUUCGCGGGGAAGAUUUAUAUACAAGAACUUAAACCCUGUCACCCUUCUAUUUCCGAUCAUUAGAGAUACCAAAAAUGAAGAACCACGAGACCAGGAGGAGGUUGAGGCGACAAUUUAGGCACCGCCAUCGUUCUCUGUGGCAGUUCAUCAACGCUACUGAUGAAGGGUUUUGGCGAGACCCGCAGGAGGUCGCCCUUGGGAUACGCACCGCCUUCCCUCCUAGCAGGAUCGAAGUGAGAGACGCGAUGACCCAAACCGACGGGCUAGUCGAAGCUGCCACUCGGACAGACGACCCUCCACCAGAGGACUCCGUCCCGCCAACUGGACCCUGUCACGAUUUUGCCAUGGGGGAGCGCGCCACGGCGGACCCUAUAAGGGAGCAACUAGUGCCAGCGGAACCACCCCGGAACCCUACAGCAUCGUCCGGAUGUUGGAAUUGCACGGGCGAUCACCGGUACGUCAACUGCCCGCUCCCGAGAAUGCAUUCCUUUUGUUACGGGUGUGGGGAGCGGCAGGUGACGUUAAGAAACUGUCCGAGGUGUGGACCGUUUUACCAACGCACUUCACCCUACCGCGCACCACGAGGCCCACGGGACGGACGUCGGGGGCCACCAUCCCCCGAUAGAACAGAGGACCUAUUCAACAGAUCCCGAUCGGAGACCCGACGCGAUUGAGGAAACUUUAACAUCUUACUACCCUAUAUAUAUUUUUUUGUUUUUGUUCUUUGUUUAUUUUGUUUGCUUAUUUUAUUUGCUCCAUUGUUAUUUUGUUUCGAUAUCGAACUCCUGAUGUGGUUCCCGUUUCUUUUCAUUAUUUCGUUUUAUUUGCGUUUUCUUUUCUUUUCUUUUUCUUUGUUUGCUCCUUACUUUCUCUCCCUUUUGCAUAGAAAUGGAUUUUUGUGUAAGAUGCGUUUGGUAAGAUGUAUUUUUCCGUUUCGUUUUGGGCCAAGCAUCCUCCUAUGAAAUAAACUAGCAGUCGUAUUGAAACCUUCAGUCUUGUCUUGGUUUGACCCCUCCAUCCCUGUCGGAGUAGCCGUAGACGUCCCGCUGUCGCUGACUAGCCGAGCUACCGUAUUAAGUAACGUUCGUGAGUAAUUGGUUGUGCGACUAAUCGCACCUAGCACCCAUUAAUUCCGGAUUUAGAAGACGAAGAGCUACCGCUUCGAUGCCGAGUGUUACCGCUCGCGGGUCGGUUUAUUGCGUAUAUUCGCCCUGUAGAUAUUAAUUGCACGCUACCCCCCACAAUUGAGGCGGAUCGUGGGCUAGGGCGUCGUACUGUGUGCAUAGGUAUGUGUAUGUGCGUUGUGUAUACUUAUACUUUAUUUACCAUCAAUGAUCCCAUCAAUGAUACCAUGAAAUGUAUAAUUUAUCGUAUGCUGUUAAUAAAUAAUAAUUUACGAAGUAUAUUCUUAUGUGUAUGAAAGCCUGUGAGACAUAUAGGAGAGAUUCGCUUUCAAUAUUAUAUAAUUCAGAGAAAAUCUUAAUAUUUAUAUAUAUAUCGCUAAACUUUAGAAUGACGUAUUCGCAAACUACUUAAAUAUACAUUGAUCGCAUUCGUACAAUACAUUGGUGACCAAUAAAUUCACAUAGAUAAUUAAGUGUAUGUAUAUUUACUAAAGCGAUCAUGUCAAUACGCGAAGCGUCGAGAUCUGGAUUUAUGAAGUUUAUUUCAGAACAUGAGAAUAAUUUAUCUUAAAUUUUCUAUCCAACUUAUCUACGAUUUAAAUACUAGUCUCCUCCGCAUGUGUAUAUGUAUAUAUCAUUGCCGACGAUUUUGCCAUUCUUAACAACAAUUUUACAAAUUUUUUUGCAUUAGAUUUUUCAAGACUUUGUAAAACAGCUAGUAACGAUAUAUGUGUAUUUUUCUACGUACAUUUGUAUUAGAAAUAUAUUUUGAGAAAGAUGGUAUAAUAAUACUGUCUCUAAUAAUAAUUUUACUCGUAUGUAAGUGACGAUCUUCUUUACUGAAUCAUAUGAAAUCGUAUGGUCGUAAAUGAGAAAAAUAAGUGUUUUUUUUAUACAUUCGAACGUUUCAACAUUCAUGUUAUUGUUUUGCAUAAUAACCAUAAAACGUUUAGUUUGGUGAAAUUUUCGGCGAAUAUAAUAUAGUUAUCAAGGUGCUGAUAGAGAGUUCAAUGAGAAAUUUUAUGAAAAAUCAUUCUCUUUAUAUCUGAGAAACAAGGUAUGCAGAUAUAAAAAAAAGAAUAAAACGAAAGAUCACGGCGAUUUGAAAUUUACAUACAGCGCAACGAUUUACUUUUAUAUUUAAUUUAAUUUAUAUUUAAUUUUAUAUUUAGUUU